Messenger RNA from Eucalyptus grandis, 1131 nucleotides. RefSeq lists its product as uncharacterized. Gene Ontology annotation, biological process: cell fate determination. The transcript has 2 exons. Bases 546 to 1049 code for a protein of 167 amino acids. The record is from RefSeq and is a predicted model, not a curated record. NCBI's taxonomy places the organism in Eukaryota, Viridiplantae, Streptophyta, Magnoliopsida, Myrtales, Myrtaceae.
UCUCUCUCUCUCUCUCUCUACUAUGAAUACCUUCUGGUUCAAUCGUUCGAGAGUAAGGUAAGGACCCGGGGAAUCUCCCUUUUCUGCGAUUUGCAGAUUACAAGUCAGGAAGCACGGGAGUCGACUGAUUCCCGACGCGCGGAGCUUGUGCAUCGACAGAGUCACUUCCCAAGACUGGAAAAAAGAAGGGCUAAUUAGAUACGGAAAAGACUUUACUCCGCGGCGUGUCUCCUUUAGCACGACCCGUCCCCAUCGCAAGUCGGUCUCGUGAUGGCCUUCUCGUGGACUUGCCACUGCAUUGGUGAACCAGAGCAUGUGGACUCAGCGAGAAAGAGAGGGACAGAGAGGGAGGGGGCCCUGCUUGGGAUUUGCAGAGGCGCAUCUCCUUUUGCAGGUCGAAUUAUUGGCCGGAGGCCCUUUUGCUUCUGACCUCAAACAUGUGACCAAAGCUCUCUCUCUCUCUCUCUCUCUCUCUCUCCAAUGACCGUGUUUUAUUUCAUUGUUACCGUAUCAGCUUACCAUCUCAUCUUAUAGAACCAGCGUUCAUGCACGCUAAUCUUCUUUUCCCAAUGCCUAUAAACAUCAAGGGGGUUGCAUGCGACCCCAAGGACACAACACAAUCAUUCAAACACUCUCGUCCAAAGUCUCCCUCUCUCUCUCAGUUGCUCAACAUGAAAUGCAUAGCAUCCUUCGCUCUCCUUGCCUUGUUCUUCCUCUCCUUCUCCGGCCUCUUUCAUUCUGGGUCCGGGGCCAAGUGCGCUGCCAACGGCCCGACGGUGAAGCAGACUCAAGUUGGAUUCGGAGAUCCUCCUAAGUUCAGGGUCGAAGUGCAGAACAACUGCCCCAUGUGUCCGGUAAUCAACGUGCACGUCGAAUGUGGGAGCUUCAAUCAGUCCUUGGUUAGCCCGAGGCUGCUCAAGGUGGUGGAUCGCAACGACUGCGUGGUCGGCGGGGGCUUGCCAUUGCCACCCCUCCAAAAGCUCUCCUUCACCUAUUCACAUUCCAAGUAUUCUUUGAACCCUAGUUCUUGGGAUUUCCAAUGCGAGUGAGGCUUAGACUCAAUCUGUAUCUCUCUUGUUAUAGUGGAAUAUAAUCAGGCGUGGGGAAAAUCCCUCCAAAAAUUCCUUCUAA